Messenger RNA from Zonotrichia albicollis (white-throated sparrow), 2964 nucleotides. The record is from RefSeq and is a predicted model, not a curated record. Lineage: Eukaryota; Metazoa; Chordata; Aves; Passeriformes; Passerellidae.
CNCCGUCCCGCAGCUCCGCCCGCCGUUCCAGGGUCCCAGUUCCAUCCAGGAAUGGUGAAUUCAAACUGGGAAUGCUGGAGGGGGGACAAGACCUUCAGAGAGAUGAGGCUUUGCUGCUGUUCUGCACAAGAGUGUUGAACACAGCUGUCUCUCCUGGAUUGGCUUUGCCUGGGCUGUGUCCUGCUGGGGUUUAGGACAGAGUGUCACAUCCAAGUCCCCUUGUCGCCUCUCUGCUGACUGGCAGGAUGUGGUGCCAGAGGCUGGCGUGGCUGCUCCGGGGCCGGCGUGGGAGCGCCGGACGUCGCUGGCCGUGGCUGCCCCGGGGCCCUGGGCCCGUCCUGGCUGUCCCUGCACGCUGCCACCCCACGGCCCCAGCGUCCCCCUGCUGUGCCUGGCAGCUGCACCAAGACCAUCUCGAGCUGAGGUACGGCAGCACCGUGAUGCGCCUGGAUUUCGUGUGGCUGCGGGACCACUGCCGCUCCGCCUCCUGCUACAACGCCAAGACCAGCCAGCGCAGCCUGGACACGGCCAGCGUGGACCUGGCCAUCCAGCCCCAGGCCGUGCGGGUGGACGAGACCACACUCUUCCUCACCUGGCCGGAUGGACACGUGACACGGUACGGGCUGGAGUGGCUGGCGAGGAACAGCUACGAGGGGCAGAAGCAGCAGGUCAUGCACCCCCGGAUCCUCUGGAAUGCUGAGAUCUACCAGCAAGCUCAGGUCCCCUCCAUCGACUGCCGGAGCUUCCUGGAGACAGACGAGGGUCUGAAGGAAUUCCUGCAGAACUUCUUGUUGUACGGGAUUGCUUUCGUGGAGAAUGUCCCUCCCACCAAAGAAGACACAGAAAUCUUGGCAAAGAGGAUCAGCAUAAUCAGAGAGACCAUUUAUGGCAGGAUGUGGUACUUCACCUCUGACUUCUCCCGGGGAGACACAGCCUACACCAAGCUGGCCCUAGACCGGCACACGGACACCACCUACUUCCAGGAGCCCUGUGGCAUCCAGGUGUUCCACUGCCUGAAGCACGAGGGCACGGGUGGGCGGACGCUGCUGGUGGACGGGUUCCACGCGGCCGAGCAGGUGCUGCACCAGGCCCCAGAGCACUUUGAGCUGCUGGCCAAGGUGCCCCUCAAACACGAGUACGUGGAGAACGUGGGCGGCUGCCACAACCACAUGAUCGGAGUGGGGCCGGUGCUCAACAUCUACCCCUGGAACAACGAGCUUUACCUCAUCAGGUACAACAACUACGACCGUGCGUCCUGUUUGUGGAUAACUGGCGUGUCCUGCACGGCCGGGAGGCUUUCACCGGGUACCGGCAGCUCUGUGGGUGUUACCUGACGAGGGAUGAUGUGCUGAACACUGCCCGCCUGCUGGGGCUGCAGGCCUAGCCCGGCCUCCAGAGAGCCAGGCAGCCCCAGCCCCACCUCUGGGAGAGGCAGGACCCUCCCAGUGCCACUGCCAGGAGAGGCAGGCAGCCCCCAGACUCAGCUCUGGGAGUUGCUGGCAGCCCCCAGUCCCACUUUUGCCAGCAGCCCCUCAGUGCCAGCCCUGGGAGAGGCAGGAGCCCCCAGCCCCACUCCACACCAGGCCAGCUGGGCUGGUGCCUCCCCAGGUGCUCCAGGCCCUCUGUGCCACUGCAAUACCUCAGGCACCUCCACCCUCUCCAAGCAGCUCCCAGGGCCUGCUCGGGCCAGGGGGCAGGUGGAAACCAAAGGUUGUGGUACCAUUUUUUGGGAUCACGCUCUGCCUUUGAGCACAGGCAGCCCUUGCUGUCCGUGCUCCCAGCCUGGCCCUCCCAGCCAGGGUGGCUCAGUUGUGGUUAAUCCCACCACAGUAAGUGCUCCUCCAAGCAAGUGCCUUCAGGAUUCCCUGUUUGGCCUUUUUUUCCAGCUGCCAGUUUUAGGGGACUUUGAGCAGAGCAGAGUGGAAAUCUCUGGGAUCUUGUCUCUUAUCACUGAUGAAGCAGCCAAGCUGCCUGAGACAGGGCCUGGAGACAUCCUGGUGUGCUUUGAGCAUUUCUGAGAAGGUUUAGGUUAGAGAAGGAAAAGGGAAGCACCAAGAUGUGCAUGGUGUGAAGCAGAGAUCACAAUGUUAGAUGAGGGAUGGAAUUCCCACUUUUCCUGGACUUCCAGGACUGCCACGCUGCUGUUGCCUCUGCCUGUUGCACUGCACUUCUGUUGAGGGCAAUACUCGCAGCCCCAGGGUUUCUGACAAAUUUCCCACCGUGCCUCCUCUUCCAUCCUUUCUUAAGGAAUUGGUGUUAGAUCAUCAUCAUACUCUCUAGUACAUGAAACUCACUCUUUGGGUGUAUUUUUUCCCAAAAUUCUCCUCCUCUGAAUGUAACUCAGAGAUGCCUUUCAGCUCCUGGGAUCUGGCAUGCUGAAGUGCCACAGGGUAAGGCACAAAAGCAAAUCCUGCUGUUGGACAUUUUUCAUUCUGCCAUAUCUUUUGGGGUUUUCCCUCUGCUCUGACCAGACCUUAAAGCAGGGCUGGGCCAAUUCACCCCUGGCUGUGCUGUGUGAGGUGCUCUGUCCUCAGGGCAGGGGCAGUGCAGGUGCACAGGUGCUGAACUUGCUGCUCUUGUUUAAUCCAAACACUGAAUGUAGAGAUCGUGGUGCCAAGACAGUCCUGAAAUCUGCUCUUGCUGUGGGCUGAGCUCCCUGAUGCUCCCAGUGCUCCCUCCCCAGAGCUUCCCAUCCCCAGUGAGCCCCUGGAGUCAGCAGGGAUCAGAGGGAUUUCCAAGCCCAGGCUGGGCAGGUGGUGCCAGGGGCGCUGCCCUCUGUCAGGUGCAGCUCCAGUGGCAGCCUUGGGUCCUGGUAGGACCAAUUUUAAAACUCAGCAGGAAAAUUAAGCCCCCUCCAGCCAACCCCUUUCCAUAGUGGAAAAAAAACACUCUAAGUUCUGAGUUGGAGUCACAAUUUACUGAAGAAAUCGCAAUAAUCACAAUGAUAUUAAUAAAAGAUUGUAU